AUGCGCUUCUCGACAUUCUCGCGUUUCCUUUCUGCUCUCGGCCUUGUCGGCGUGUCCUACGCUGCCCCGACCGCUCUUCAGGAACGGGCCGCGACGGCGUUGUCAUCCUCAGAGCUUGCAAGUUUCGCACCGUUCACGCAGUUUGCGCGUGCUGCCUACUGUCCCAAUGGUUUGAAGACCUGGACAUGUGGAGCUGCAUGCAAUGCUAACUCCGACUUCCAAGUAACCCUCACGGGCGGAGACGGUAAUGAGAUUCAGAUAUAUUACGUUGGCUUCUCGCCUUCCCAAAACAGUAUCAUUGUGGCGCACGAGGGAACUGAUCCGACGCAGUUCCUCUCUCUUUUGACAGACGCGAAUAUCGUUCUGGCGAGCCUGAGCACCUCCUUGUUCCCUGGGGUCACUUCGGGCACCCAAGUCCAUAGCGGGUUCCGCGAUCAGCAUGCCAAGACCGCCUCCGUUAUCCUCACGGAGGUGAAGAGAUUGAUGGCUUUGAAGAAUACAAAAAAUGUGGCGCUUGUCGGCCACUCUCUUGGAGGCGCUCUUGCAGAACUCGAUGCUUUGUUUUUGACGCUGAACCUCCCGUCCGGCACGGCAAUCAAAGCUGUGACGUACGGCACGCCGCGAGUUGGGAAUGCUUUAUUUGCCUCGCUUAUCGACUCAAAGGUACUGGAUUUCAAGCGUAUUAACAACAAAGACGAUAUUAUCCCUAUCGUUCCUGGGCGUUUCCUUGGUUUCUCGCACCCGCACGGAGAGGUCCACAUUCUCGGGCCUGGUCGUGCUGUCGCAUGCUCAGGUGAUGACAACGCCACAGACGCGGAUUGUCAGAUUCAGUCGGUUCCCAACAUUUUCGAAGGCAAUAUUCUUGACCAUUUGGGGCCUUAUGAGGGAAUCAGCAUUAGUACUCUAGCCUGUUAG
This is a messenger RNA of Cyclocybe aegerita, 915 nucleotides long. Lineage: Eukaryota; Fungi; Basidiomycota; Agaricomycetes; Agaricales; Hemipholiotaceae. The record is from the annotation of a GenBank genome assembly.